CGCUGGAGAAGAAGUCAACCUUCCCGGGAAUGGAACUGGUCCACGUCCUGUGUGCAGCCACAGCGCGGGAAUCAAGGGGUGUGUGUGUAACCCAACCUGACCUCUUGUGAUGGGAACUAACCAACGGUGCCAGGCAGCAGGGUGAGAUGGUGGAGUCAUACCCCAGGAACAUGAUAUGCAGGCAGUUUUUUCUCCUACACAACCGCAAGACAUUACGAGACAACGCGACACACAGUGCAUUCUUCCAUCACAUGUACAGCUGAUUCUCAAGAUCUUGACACUAAUGACACUACUACACUGUCUGAGCCAGGGACUACAUGCUUUCUGUCACUGGCAGCAGAGAACUGGAAGGAGAGGCGGCCAAAGGAAGAAUUGGUUUUGGGGGUGACCAGAGAGAUAUACCUGCUGGAGCACGUGCUACAGCUGCCUGGGGGAUUGGACCAAGGAGGGGUGAUCAAAGGCAAGGACAUUCACUGUCAGUCUUGGCCCUCUCGGCCCGGCCCCGAAAAACCCCCCUGGUGUUGGCAGAUGUUUCGCUUUAGACCCUCCCGAGCAACCCCCGUCCCCAGCUGUUGACCAUCUUCCCCAUUAUUGUCACGGCUCUCGUCGGAAUGAGGAUCGGACCAAAGAGCAGCGUGGUAAGUGUUCAUGAUUUUUAUUGAUCAAAACACUCGAACAAAAUAACAAAGAGAAAAACGAACAGUUCUGUAAGGCAAAAAAACUAUACAGAAAACAAGUACCCACAAAACACAGGUGGGAAAAAGGCUGCCUAAGUAUGAUUCCCAAUCAGAGACAACGACAGACUCUGAUUGGGAACCACACUCGGCAAAAAACUAAGAAAUAGAAAACAUAGAAAUAAAGAAACUAGAAUGCCCACCCUAGUCACACCCUGGCCUAACCAAAAUAGAGAAUAAAAGCCUCUCUAUGGCCAGGGUGUGACAGUACUGUCACGCCCUGGGGGAGGGUCCGGGUGGGCACCUCUUCACGGCGGCGGCUCCGGUGCGGGACGUAGACCCCCCUCCGCCCGCAGCUCCCUUCGCUUUGGUGGCGGCCCUAGUGCAUGGCCCUUCACUGGAGAAACCGGGCCGCAGAUCAUCGCCGGAGGCUCCGGAAUGGGGACCGUCGCUGGAGGCUCCGGAGUGGGGACCGUCGCUGGAGGCUCCGGACUGGGGACCGUCGCUGCAGGCUCCGGACUGGGGACCGUUGCUGGAGGCUCCGGACUGAAGACCGUCGCUGCAGGCUCCGAACUGGGGACCGUCGCUGCAGGCUCCGAACUGGGGACCGUCGCUGGAGGCUCCGGACUGGGGACCGUCGCUGGAGGCUCCGGACUGAAGACCGUCGCUGCAGGCUCCGGACUGGGGACCGUCGCUGGAAGCUCCGAACUGCGGAUCUACGCUGGAGGCUUCGUGCCAUGGAUCCUCACUGGAGGCUCCGUGCCAUGGAUCAUCACUGGAGGCUUCGGGCCAUGGCGGCGCACUGGAGGCAUAGUGCAUAGAGCCAGCGCAGGACACACUGGACCGUGUAGGCACACUGGAGGCAUAGUGCAUAGAGCCAGCGCAGGACAUACUGGACCGUGGAGGCACACUGGAGGCAUAGUGCAUAGAGCCAGCGCAGGACAUACUGGACCGUGGAGGCGCACCGGAGGCAUAGUGCGUAGAGCCAGCGCAGGACACACUGGACCGUGGAGGCGCACCGGAGGCAUAGUGCGUAGAGCCAGCGCAGGACACACUGGACCGUGGAGGCGCACCGGAGGCAUAGUGCGUAGGGCCCUCGUCGGAAUGAGGAUCGGACCAAAGAGCAGCGUGGUUCUGGAUGGCAGGAAGCUUGACCCAGGGAUGUACUGGGCCGUUCGCACUACCCUCUGUAGCGCCUUACUGCCGAGCAGUUGCUAUACCACGCGGUGAUGCAGCUGUAGAACCUUUUGAGGAUCUGGGGACCCAUGCCAAAUCUUUCCAGUCUCCUGAGGGGGGAACAUGUUUUGUUCUACCCUCUUCACGACUGUCUUGAUGCUGUACCUAAACUGAAGAAUCUGUCUCAACGGGAUAGAAUGCGUCGGAUAAUGACCAAACAGUAGUUCCGGUGCUUGGGUUUUCAUCACUGAAUGACUCGAAAUCAUUGGCCACUUUAAUAAAUGGAUCACUAGUCACUUUAAUAAUGCCACUUUAAUAAUGUUUACAUAUCUUACAUUACUCAUCUCAUAUGUAUAUACUGUAUUUUAUACCAUAUAUUGCUUCUGGCUUAUC
Molecule: messenger RNA, 2243 nt
Organism: Oncorhynchus nerka (sockeye salmon)
Lineage: Eukaryota; Metazoa; Chordata; Actinopteri; Salmoniformes; Salmonidae
Exons: 9
Coding region: 1113-1904 (263 amino acids)
Source: RefSeq, a predicted model, not a curated record